AAUACACAAACUCGUUUCGCGUGCCCCACCCGGACUAUCUCCUCCCCAAGACCCGCCAGGGCGCCCCACCCCAAACCCCCAGCAGGCCUCACCUGGUCAGAGUCAGGUAAGCGUCGGUCUGCUCUCCAUGGGAGGCGGAAGGGUCUUCCAAAGUCUCCAACAGCGGCACGAGGGGGCUGCGGCCCGGGGCCGUCAUGUCGGCCCCCCGCUGAGGCCCGGACCGGAAGAGGAGACAAUCCAGUGACCGAUGGAAACAGCUCCGCGGCGGCCCCGCAUAUCAAUGGCAGUCUCAUUAUCCUUUGGUAAUUCUGGAAUUUCCACCAAGAUUGUUUUAAAAACUCGUUUGGCAGUAUUCCAGAAAGAAAUUUAUUACAGGAGCCUAGUUAAUUGCCUUGGGGAGUUGAUGGAAGUCCCAUCUCUUUGAGUCAUGAGUAGCUGUAAUGGCAGCCUAGCUGCAGACAAGGAGCCUUUGUCCUCUGAAGGAGAUGGCAUGAAAGACAGGAACUGCUCUUGUCCUGUCUACCAUGGACGUCAAGAAAUGCCUUUUCUUCUACUCAUGAACCUAGGCUACCAGGCUGGCAAACAGGAAGAGGCCCUGUGCUCCCUGACUGAGCCACACAGCACACAGUACCCUGACUCUGGAGUGAACGUUUCUGCUCCCUCUUUGUUCUUUAGGGAACUGGUUAGUCUACAGCCUUGCUAUUCAAAGUAUAGUUCAAGACCCAGCGCCAUCACGCCACCAGCAUCACCAAGCAACGUUCAAAAUGAAGAGCUUCCACCUCAAACCUAUGGAAUCAGGAUCUGCUUUUUUUUUUUUUUUUGGCGGUGCCACGUGGCUUGUAGGAUCUCAGCUCCCCAACCAGGGAUUGAACCUGGGCCCCAGCAGUGAAAGCGCUGAGUCCUAACCACUGGACCGCCAGGGAAUUCCCAGGAUCUACAUGUUAACAAGGUCCCCAGCUGAUUCAGAUGGGCAUUAGAGUUUGAGAAGCACUGGUCUAUAGGACGUCCUCUUACCCACAGACACAUUUUCCCUUUCUGCCAAUUCAGAAGCAAUAUUCAGGGGCUUCCCUGGUGGCGCAGUGGUUAAGAAUCCACCUGCCAGUGCAGAGGACACAGGUUCGAGCCCUGAUCCGGGAAGAUCCCACAUGCCGAGGAGCAACUAAGCCUGUGCGCCACAACUACUGAAGCCCGCGUGCCUAGAGCCCGUGCUCUGCAACAAGAGAAGCCACCGCAACAAGAAGCCUGCGCACUGCAACAAAGAGUAGCCCCCACUCGCCGCAACUAGAGAAAGCCCGCACACAGCAACAAAGACCCAACAGAGCCAAAAAUAAAUAAAAUAAAUUAAUUUUUUAAAAAAAGCAGUAUUCAGUUUGCAAGCAAAGCAGGAAAACAUCAGCAGUAUUCUCAGAUUCUCUUAAAAUAAUUUCCAUAAUAUAAUAUUGAGGUUUACUGCUUGAUGUCUUAAGGAUAUCAAGGAUCAAUUUUUAUUUUUGAACCUCUGUUUCAUGAGCAAAACACUCAAGUGUUCUUUCCAGCAUUGUCCAAGGACAGUAGCUUUAUUCUCUAAAUACUUUAACAAAACAGAAUUUUCUGACUGAUCAAGUAUGUUUAUAUGAUAAAUCAGUGGCCCAGGCAUGAUUCAAGAAGUGUACUUUUUCAGGUAGGAAGACAAAGCAGAAGAAAUGUGCAAGAAGAAAAUGGAAAAAGAAUCUCACCCAUGUAUAAGAUGGUAACAGCUACCUGGGCUACCAGUGUCAAGCUACUUGAAUGCUUAUCCUGGGAACCAAACUGUUGAUUUGGGGGACACCCACUUGAAAAAGGCUCAAGGCGCUUCUGGACAAGGCAGCGCCAGCCGGGCCCGGAGGUUCCAGCGACUCCCGCGGACGCUCCACCUGCGCGCCCCCAGCGAGGUUUCCGGGAACCGCGGCGCGGCGCUCGGCGGGCCGAGGCGGGGAACCAUGGCAACUGAUGAAGAUAACAAAAAACAAGUUCUUAAGGAGUAUGGGCCAGCUGAAGAAUUUAUGAAAGAUGAACAAAACCAGAAAUUAAUUAGUGAAAUUGAAAAGGAAAAUACUCAGUUAAAGGAGGAGAUCCAAAAGCUUGAAACUGAGUUGCAAGCGACAACCAGGAACUCCCAGAUUAACGAGGAUAUUCCCGAAACAAAGAUAAAGUUCACAGCUGUAGAGAAUCCUGAGAGUGACAGCCAGUUUUCAAAUAUCUCCUAUUCGUGUCAAGUGAGCUCAAAAGUCCCUUAUGAGCUACAAAAAGGACAAGCACUUAUCACCUUUGAAAAAGAAGAAGUUGCCCAAAAUGUGAUCAGAAUGGGGCACCAUCAUGUGCAGAUACAGGAUGUAAAUGUGAAGGUGAUGGCCAGCCCGGUUCCAUUAAACUCAGGAGUCAGAUUCCAGGUUCACGUAGAAGUGUCUAAAAUGAAGAUCCACGUUACUGACAUUCCUGAUGAACUGCCUGAAAGUCAGAUGAGAGACAAGCUAGAACUGAGUUUUUGUAAGUCCCGCAACGGAGGCGGAGAAGUGGACUGCGUGGCGUACGACGAGCAGUCCCGGAGCGCCGUCGUCACGUUUGUGGAAAGUGGAGUUGCUGACAAGAUUUUGAAAACAAAAGACUAUCCUCUUUAUAUAAAUCAAAACUGCCAGAGAGUUACUGUUUCUCCAUACACAGAAACAUACCUGAAAAAGUUUCAGGUAUUUUCAGGAGUAUCUAAGAAGACAGUGCUUCUGACUGGACUGGAAGACCUUCAGAUAAUAGAUGAAGAAACUGUAGAGGAUUUUAUUAACAUUCACUUUCAACGGGAGAAGAAUGGAGGUGGAGAAGUCGAGGUAGUCAAGUGUUCCCUUGGGCAACCUUACAUAGCAUACUUUGAAGAAUAGACUCAUGGAAUCAUAUGAAAAUUAGAGCUUUUGAACCCAAAUCACUGUUAAUGCUUGACAAAAAUGAAUAUCCUUUUCCUUAAAAAAAUGAAAAAUUUAAUUCUUUAGUGUUUGUUUAUUCUUAGAUACAAAAUAUAUUUCUGUUUUUGAAUUCUUUGUUUCCACCUGUGCUGCAUGUUUACAAAUGCAAUAACUAUAUUAAAACAGUUUUGUUCAUAAAUUUUGUGGCUGGGUGCCAUGUCCAUUGAAAUGAACCAUAAGUGAUCCAAUUGUCCGCCUGCCAUGUUGGCUCAUUCUGUCACGGUCUGAGCCAACAGCAGAAUUAAAUUCAUAUUAAAAUGCUGGCAGAAAUGAAAUGCUUUUAGAAAAGAUUCUAAACCUAGACCUAUCCAAUGCUGCCUGCCAUCUAAAAU
Molecule: messenger RNA, 3301 nt
Organism: Balaenoptera ricei (Rice's whale)
Lineage: Eukaryota; Metazoa; Chordata; Mammalia; Artiodactyla; Balaenopteridae
Gene: NMI
Product: N-myc and STAT interactor
Exons: 14
Coding region: 1959-2888 (309 amino acids)
Cellular component (GO): cytoplasm
Molecular function (GO): nucleic acid binding
Source: RefSeq, a predicted model, not a curated record